Messenger RNA from Mizuhopecten yessoensis (Yesso scallop), 2105 nucleotides. RefSeq names its product putative ATP-dependent RNA helicase me31b. Gene Ontology annotation, molecular function: mRNA binding. NCBI's taxonomy places the organism in Eukaryota, Metazoa, Mollusca, Bivalvia, Pectinida, Pectinidae. Gene Ontology annotation, biological process: cytoplasmic stress granule assembly; P-body assembly. The transcript is spliced from 4 exons. The coding region runs from base 118 to 561 and encodes 147 amino acids. Gene Ontology annotation, cellular component: P-body; cytoplasmic stress granule. The record is from RefSeq and is a predicted model, not a curated record.
CGCACUCUUAGCUUCCGGUAUGAUGCCACUUGUAACUGAUUCAUUGACUCUAUCCAUGAUGUUUGAUUUGUGCACAAAAAGAGGAAGCACCUCGACAGCCCCUAUGAAAUCAACUUGAUGGACGAGCUGACGCUGAAGGGAGUUACCCAGUAUUAUGCUUUUGUUCAGGAGAAACAGAAGGUUCACUGUCUCAACACACUGUUCUCAAAGUUACAAAUCAACCAGUCCAUCAUCUUUUGUAAUUCCACAAAUCGUGUGGAACUUCUAGCCAAAAAUAUCACAGAACUUGGUUACUCUUGCUUCUACAUCCACGCCAAGAUGAACCAGCAACACAGAAACAGAGUCUUCCAUGACUUCAGGCAGGGAGUCUGUAGGAAUCUAGUGUGCUCAGAUUUGUUCACGAGAGGAAUUGACAUCCAGGCUGUGAAUGUUGUUAUCAACUUUGAUUUCCCCAAGCACGCAGAGACAUAUCUCCACAGGAUUGGUAGAUCUGGUCGGUAUGGCCACCUUGGAGUCGCCAUCAACCUCAUUACUUACGAUGACAAAUACUUGUCAAUUUAGUUCUUAUUUAGACACAUCUGUCAGUUUAUAUGACAGAACAUUUUAUAUGAUAAACACUCCAAUUCAUAACAGUUUUCACCUUGAUGGUAUAUUAAUGCCUAUAAUUUAGGUCUAUUUGAAUAAUGACUUGAAAUGCUUUCUUUAGGACUGCUGAGAUAGACCCAUUAUCAGAACUCAUUAUAUGUUUAAAUAAAAACCCAGAAGGUGAUAUUUUCAAGAAUGAUAAAAUUGUGUACCCAAUAUCAUCUCUAUCCUAAUAUACAUAUUCAAUUAGAGUGUUAUUACUAAUUAUCCAAACAUAGUGAUGGGCUAGACUUUGCCAAUGAUACUUCAAUGAUCUGGACUUGUUAGCAAGUGAGAAUUUGGUAAGAUGUGUCUAGGUGGUUGAGAGGUUUGGGUGUUUCUUGUUUAUACAGAGACUGUCUUACCAUAACUAAUUAAAACUUUUAUCUUUUUCCAUUUUCUCCCAGAACAUAACAUUGUAAUAGAGGCAUAAAACGUUACCAUUUUGCAUUUGUUUGAAAAUGUAAAGCAACAUUUUCAAAUUUAACUAGAGUGCAAAAUGUUCUUACAGUUCUAGUUUUUUCACCGGCUGUGCUGUUAGUUGGACUAAGCACUCGGAACAUAAUAAACACCAGACAUGAAAAUCUGAGAUCUGAUCUAUAGCAGAAAUAAACCUGUCUAAAACACUGCAACAUUAAUUCUGUACCUUUUAUAAUAGUAAAAAAUGUUAAAUGUGUAUAUUUCCUGUCUUAAUUUUGUUCCGAGAUGUUUUUUUGCCAGAUGUGAUUUUAUUACCGUUUUGGGAUAUGUGCAAGGACAUGCGUCUAUAAUUGAAUUUAUUAAUUUUUGAAAUAUACUAAAUCUUUAAAUGUUCCACCAGGAGAGGGAUGAAGAUGAUGAUGAUGUCCCGCACAACUCCCAUGGGGCUAAGGGAGGACAAUGAUCAGCCUUUACCCCGCCCCAAACUGCUAUCUCACCAAUACUUCUCUAGGUCACAAACAUGCUUUGAACUGUGAUACAGACAGCUGUGUGUCCUGGUAGAUGCAUUAUUGUGGCAGAUUUACUUCUGACCAAAAAAUGUGUUAUUUUGAUGAGCUGAUCCUGUCUUUUCAGUUCGUUAAUGAUAUAGUGAUUUCUAUAUAAUGAUUGUUAGACCAGCUCUGGAUAACAAACAGCUGAAGGAUGACGAUUGUUGCAGAUUUCUAUAUAAUGAUUGUUAGACCUGUUCUGGAUAACAAACAGCUGAAGGAUGACGAUUGUUGCCAAAUAUGUUUACAUCCGAUCUGAGGGGUGAACCACUAGGCAAAAAAGUACUUUUAAGGCCAUCACAUCAUAGCCUCGGUGGAUUCCCUCCUUAUACAUACUUCUGUGCUCGAUGAGGAUAGUGGUAUUCAAAGAGUUUUUGUCCAACAAAAAAAUAGUGCUCCUUUCAUUUUAUCUAGACAGAGAAUUCUUUAGUGUGUAUUGCCUAGAUAAAUAAGUGCUCCUAUAACUUAACAUUAACGUUCUCAGCAUUUUGUCAGAUGAUGUCUUUUCUCAUG